CUCCAUCAUUCAAACUUCUCCUUUUGUUCUCGUCUCUGAGAAGAGAAAAUGGUGCUCACAGACUUCAACGGAGUCGGGGUUGGAUUCGGGUUUGGUGUUGGUUGUGGAUUCGGCAUCGGGUGGGGUUUCGGAGGAAUCCCUUUGAACAUCUUAGGCCUUGGUGCAGGCGGUGGCUGCGGGGUGGGGUUAGGGCUCGGAUGGGGUUUCGGGACAGCCUUUGGGGGCAAAUAUCGAUCAUCUCGGGUAACUUUUGAAGGCGUCGAGUUUGAGAAGAAGGAUAAAUUCGAGCACAAUAAGACGCAACACGUUUCGAAAAGUACCUAAGUAAGUGUUUUGGUUCUUCACAACGAAGUUCAUAGUCUGCAUCUUCAUUCAUACGAGAGAUAGAUAUGUCGGAAUCUUUUUUCGAGAGAGGGAAACCAUUGCAAGAUUUUUUUUUUUUUUACUUUCUUGAAAUGGCAAAUGCCAUGGUUUGAUGUUUAAAAGAGAUGGCCGUCCCUAUGUUGUA
Molecule: messenger RNA, 508 nt
Organism: Tarenaya hassleriana
Lineage: Eukaryota; Viridiplantae; Streptophyta; Magnoliopsida; Brassicales; Cleomaceae
Product: protein TRIGALACTOSYLDIACYLGLYCEROL 5, chloroplastic-like
Exons: 4
Coding region: 49-324 (91 amino acids)
Source: RefSeq, a predicted model, not a curated record